Oncorhynchus masou masou (cherry salmon) is the source of this 9433-nucleotide messenger RNA. RefSeq names its product pleckstrin homology domain-containing family M member 2-like. The record is from RefSeq and is a predicted model, not a curated record. The transcript is spliced from 21 exons. Gene Ontology annotation, molecular function: kinesin binding. Gene Ontology annotation, biological process: regulation of protein localization; lysosome localization; Golgi organization. NCBI's taxonomy places the organism in Eukaryota, Metazoa, Chordata, Actinopteri, Salmoniformes, Salmonidae. Bases 763 to 3891 code for a protein of 1042 amino acids. Gene Ontology annotation, cellular component: endosome membrane.
GGAAUGCGUACGUACUGGACGUCGAUUUAAAGGCACUCCUUCGAUAAAGUAAUUUUUGACAAAGGAAAACGUGUCAAUUUCACGAGGUUGGAGUAAUAACAUGUUCAAUUUAGACCUGGGCUCGAAUCUAGGUUGUGUAUUGGAAUUUCUAGAAAAUUAACUAUAGAAUACCCUUUCACUUCUGUAAUUGAAUUGUUAAAUCCGAAACCCCGGUCUGUUCUGAUUGCUGUUUCGCAAGCAUUCCCGGAAGCCUCGCUAUGUUGCACCUCUGGCUUUAGAAACUGGGUUAGCAUUGUCUUGAAUAUAUUCCUCCGGACUAAACAUCGAACUUGUUAAAACUUGGUAAUGGUUUCUACAUUUUACAUAAAGUUGAACUACAACAUAAGUUUAAACAAGUUGAGUGCUAGCUAACUACAAAAAGUAAAAGUUACCGGCUACGACAGCAGGAAAUUGACUCCCUACUAGCACUGACGCCAACUAACGUGCUGGCCAGUUCGGUUGACUAACGACGUUAGCCAUUCGAACCUUAGUAGGAGGGAGGACGACGUUGCCAGUCAACGUUAUUAGCCAUGGCCAUGUUGUCUUAUGCUAGUUGUUACAUUACCUAGCCAGCUCUUUGUUUGAUAUGUUGUUCGCGUCGCUAGCCAAUUAUCAGUGUUGAAAAUAUAUGGCUGGCUAGCUUUGAGAACAUCGACAGCAGACCACAUUGAGACCCCUGGAAAUCAGCUGACAGCUGCAGGCAGCCAAGGAGACCAGUCAGUGAUGGAUCAACUCAAAGUCAAGGACCGAAUAUUGGAAAACAUUUCUUCGUCUGUCAAGAAGUUGCAGAGUUACUUUGCUGCCUGUGAGGAUGAAACUCCAGCCAUCCGGAAUCACGACCGGGUCCUACAGCGACUGUGCGAGCACCUUGACCAUGCUCUACUCUAUGGGCUGCAGGAUAUCUCCUCAGGUUACUGGGUACUGGUUCUACACUUCACCCGCAGGGAAGUGGUCCGGCAGGUAGACGAGCUCCAGCACAUAGCAACCAACCUUGGGCGAAGUCGUGCCUGGCUAUACCUAGCACUGAGUGAGAGCUCCUUAGAAAGCUAUCUCCGUCUCUUCCAAGAGAACCAAGGAUUGCUGCAGAAGUAUUACUUCAAAAAUGCAUUGGUGUGCAGCCAUGAUCACCUCACACUCUUCCUCACAUUGGUGUCGGGACUGGAGUUCAUUCGCUUUGAUCUGGAGUUGGAUGUCCCUUACUUGGAUGUGGCACCCUACAUGCCGGAGUACUACAAGCCCCAGAAUCUGCUGGACUUUGAGGAGCGCCUUCCCAGCUCUGACAGCCUUUCUCUGCUCUCCUUCACCUCCCUCACCUCUACCAACCUGGAGUGGGACGACAGCGCCAUCGCCCCGUCCAGCGAAGAUUAUGAUUUUGGUGACAUCUUCCCUGUGUUGCAGCCAACUGCAGACUGGGAAGAGGGUGACCUCACCGACCCGGUUAUCUGUCCUCGCUCCAGCGCCUCAGACCCUCAGACGGUCUUCAAAGACUCUGUGAUUCUCCGGGCUGCCAUCAUCCCAGUGAGGGGAACUUCCCCGCCCCGCAGCCCCACCAGACACAACCCCUUCAACGAGGACUCAGACAACAACACCUCGGCCGACAUCACCCCCGUCCACACUGCUAGCCGCCACCCCCACGACACCACCACCACCGUGGACGACACGGAGAGCACCAGCAACGAGCUGGAGGUUAUCAGGAUGGCCAGACGAAGGAAGCCAGCCAAGAAGCGCCAUGCCGUGAAGGGCUCCAGCAACUCCACGGUGAGCAGUGAACAGAACACAGCGGCCUCCGAGCAAGCGGAAGUAGAAGACGGAACCCAGGCGAGAGGGGGAGAGGGGCUGGAUGGAGACUCCUGCAGCCCCUCUGUGGGGCCGCCGCAGGGCUCAGGGGCCGAGACAGUGAGGAGAAGGAGAGGGAUGGGGGAUGAGGAAGGCCAGGAGGAGGAUGAGUCAGAGGGUCUCCUGCGGCUGCCGGAGAUGACUGACACCUCCAUGGACAGUGUGGGCCAGCCCCUACGUGAUGUUAUGGACCGGCUCAAUGGAGCUCUGGACGGGGGGCAGGCCUGGUGGCGACCAGACAGAGAGGAAGAAGAUAAGGGGGAAGAGAGGGAGAAGACCCAUCAGAGUUCCCUCCCUAGAAGGUCCUCCUCUGGCAGCCCUGAAGCCAACUCCCAGCCCCCGGGGCAGCAGCCCUUUCGGGGGGAUCCGAUUAUUGAGCCGCCUGACUCGGAAGCUGGGGCCCCCCUCCUGCUGCACCCUGCUCUGGCCCCGAGCCCCAGCUUCCUGCAGGCCCCUCCGGCCCCUGCAGACCUUUACUGCUUUAUCCCCCACAGUCCAGAUGUUGCUGCCACGCGUGGUGGCCACCAUGACACUGCAGGGCAUGGCCAGCCGCAGGCUCUUCCUGGUGGCCAUGAAGAUGAGAGAGAGGCAGAGGCACCACCAGGACAGGACCCCUUCUUAGAGGAGGCAGGGGUGGUUGAGAAUGGAUUGCCUGCUGGAGAAACUGAACAGGACAGGCUCAGUCCAACAGAAAACUCCCAUUCUGCAGAAUUCAAGGUGGACAACAAUCACCUGCUACUGCUCAUGAUCCACGUCUUCAGAGAGACCGAGGAGCAGCUCUUCAAGAUGGUGAGGAUGAGCACGGGUCACAUGGAGGGAGACCUGCAGCCUCUCUACCUGCUGCUGACUGACUGUUACAUCUAUCUGCUGAGGAAAGGUGCAGCAGAAAAGCCCUAUACAGUGGAGGACGCCAUCUCUUACAAUGAGUUGGACUAUGUCUCUGUGGGCGUGGACCAGCAAACAGUCACGCUGGUCUGCACAAACCGAAGACGGCAGUUUCUCCUGGACACAUCCGACUCCUCGUUGACUAUCUGGUUCCUGGCAGCCCUGAAGUCGGCCAUGAUUAAGGGGUGCAGGGAGCCUCCUUACCCCUCGGUGCUGACCGACGCCACCAUGGAGAAACUAGCCCUCACUAAGUUUGUCUCCCAGGAGUCUCACUGUGAGGUUUCUGAAGUGGUCAUCCGCCUGUAUUCUUUGGUCCACUGGGAGGACCCCAUGGAUGUGACUCUGGCCCCCCAGACAGCCUUGGUGGGUGCUGGAGACUCCUCCAGCACUAAAGAGGGCCCCUUACUCUACAGAGCUGGCACCACCUAUCUGGGCAAGGAGCUGUGGAAGAGCUGUUACGUCGUACUGAGCAAUGGGAAUCUGUACCAGUAUACAGAAAAGAGUGAUGCGACACCACUGAUGUCCAUCACUAUGGGGGGUGAACACUGUGGAGGUUGCCGGCGCUCCAACAGCACAGAGCUGCCUCAUGCCUUCCAGGUGAUCCUCACAGAGCGGCCUCCUCUGGUGCUGAGCGCUGACAAUGAGGGAGACAUGUCCGACUGGAUGCUGGUGCUCUGCCAGUCAGUCUCCAAAGGAGUGAUCCCCCAGGGAGUGCCGCCCACGCCGUGUAUCCCCUGUUGCCUGGUGGUGACGGACAGGGAGUUGCUGACAUGCCACCAGGACUGCCAGACCAGCUUCUUCCGCUCACUGGGCGGAGCUGAGCUCUCUGACAUUAGUUCUGUCAGCCUGGAGGAUGACAAGGAGUAUUGUGUUGUUGAGUUUGCAUCGGACCGAGCUCAGUUCCUGCCUCCCUGGGUGCUGUACUUCAGUGGCUGUAAAGAGAGAGACCGCCUGCUGGAGGCACUAGAGAGUGUCUGGAGAGACAUUUUCCAGGUGUGUCUGCCUCGUAGGAGGGUGUCAGAGCCUUUGGUGCAGAAGCGUUGUGGUGAUGCCCUGGCUCUGAUGAGGAGCGCCUGGCAGAGGAGUGACAGCCUUGCCCGGGGACGCGCCCAGAGAGAGCCCUGGUGCUGACGGACAAACAGACAGGUUGUGAUGGAUAUUUUGCUCAAGGAUCGACGGUCACUUGAAGUGGCCUAAACUAUGAAGAAUGUCUAUGGAGAGUUUACCACUUGGACUGUGACGUUAACAGCACUCGUCUAUUGCCUUUGUCAGCCAUGUUGGUUUACCAUUGGGUUUUCCACUUUUAGUUAUGAUGGUUUGGCAGGUCAAAGUCAGUAUUGGAGUAUCAUAGCGGGGAAUGGGCUAACCUAGCAUGGAUACACUUUUAACAAGAAGGAUGAGAGGAGAGACUAACUUGCCAUCGAAUGCGAGAUUGCACAUUGCUUUUGGGUUUGGUCCAUGUUGUUCGAUUUUGAGGGGACUGAUAAGUUCAUUGGGGUUGUGUGCAAAGUUCAUGUUCAGUGUUGCGUUUUACUUUUAAGCAAAUAGUUGUUUAUUUGUAACACGACUUGUUAUGGUAGUGUAAUUGUGUACAAUUUAUAAAGGGGAUAAGUUUACUUUAAUUUGAUUGUUUUUGUUCUAGUCUUUGUUAUUUGAGUGAGUACUCCUUUAUCAGGUGAGUGUCUGUCAUUGCAUUUUUAGAUGUUGAGAGUGGCCUGGUCAAGAUGUGGGAAGUGUCAAUGUUGUUAUGUUCUACGUCUGGUGGAGGUAUUAGUGCAUCCCUACUUUAUUAUUCUCCCUGUAGUUUUGAUGUUGCUCAGAAGAGAAGGUCGUCGUUAGUUAUUUCAUCCCAUUGGGAGAACACUCAAUGAAGUGGUAAUAUCGCUGUUGAGACUCAACAAACCAUUGCUUGUAGUUAUACUACAGUCAAACCAUAUGCAUAUGCAAAAAUCUAGUUGACUAGUGAUUAUACUACUUCAUUCAUAUGAUUUGUCAUUGCAUUAAUCCAAUUUACCCCUGAAACAAUCUAUCCCCCACCUCAUAUUCUAUUCAUACAUAAGUAAAAGCAAAUCAUCCUCACAAAUAUUAUUUUGACAAUGUAGCUAAUUGCUGAUGUAGACAUGUCAAAAUUCAAUUUUUGUGUUGCUAUUGGCGAGAGGAGAAUUUAUCCAAUGCCAUUGCUAUCCUGGAAUUGCUAUCCUGGAAUUGCUCUAUCAUCAGGAGAAGGUUUCUGGAGGCUUUCAGCUUCAUUGCCAGUUGUUCCUGAUAAUCAUGUGGCCUUUUUCAUUACCUUAAUUUGAUUGGAGACAAUGGCCUCAUGUCCAAUUUUUACCAAAUAAAGUAUUACUCUUGAAUGUGGCCUUAUACUGCUGUUGAGAAUUGGGCUUCUGACAAGUCAUAAUACACACACUGUUUAAGUGUCAGUAUAAGACCUAUGUGUUCCUUGUCUAACCAUUGCAUUAUAGUAAUAGUAGUAAACAUAUUCUCUGCUUUGAGCAUUGUGGUCUUGCCUCUAUUCUGCUUUUUCUGUAGGCGUGGGAAGCCAACAUCCUAGCAUUUUGCAUCUCAGGUUAGAAAUGGUACAAACAAUUUAAAUGUAGUAGCCUAGAUCCCAUGCAGAAAAGACCCAACACCUCAAGCCAGGGGUAACCGUGUCCUACAUUUUAGUUUCAACUGACUUGUCAUUUUAUAUCUCCUUUCGUCUUUUGUUGGUACCUAUCCUAUACUUAAGUCUAUUUUAGAGAAAUGUACAAUUACGGUACUUAUACACUACCGUUCAAAAGUUUGGGGUCACUUAGAAAAUUCAUUGUUUUUGAAAGAAAAGCAAAAAAAUGUGUCCAUUUUUAAAAUAACAUCAAAUUGAUCAGAAAUACAGUGUAGACUUUGUUAAUGUUGUAAAUUACUAUUGCAGAGUUGCAAAGAAAAAGCCAUAUCUCAGACUGGCCAAUAAAAAGAAAAGAUUAAGAUGGGCAAAAGAGCACAGACACUGGACAGAGGAACUCGGGCUAGAAGGCCAGCAUCCCGGAGUCGCCUCUUCACUGUUGACGUUGAGACUGGUGUUUUGCGGGUACUAUUUAAUGAAGCUUCCAGUUGAGGACUUGUGAGGCAUCUGUUUCUCAAUCUAGACACUAUAUUGUACUUGUCCUCUUGCUCAGUUGUGCACUGGUGCCUCCCACUCUUUAUAUUCUGGUUAGAGACAGUUUGUGCUGCUCUGUGAAGGGAGUAGUACACAGCGUUGUAUGAGAGCUUCAGUUUCUUGGCAAUUUCUCGCAUGGAAUAGCCGCAAUUUCUCAGAACAGGAAUAGACUGAUGAGUUUCAGGCCAUUUUGAGCCUGUAAUCAAACCCACAAUGCUGAUUUCCAGAUACUCAACAAGUCUAAAGAAGGCCAGUUUUAUUGCUGCUUUAAUCAGAACAACAGUUUUAAACUGUGCUAACAUAAUUGCAAAAGGGUUUUCUAAUGAUCAAUUAGCCUUCUAAAUAAUAAACUUGGAUUAGCUAACACAACUUGCCAUUGGAACACAGGAGUGAUGGUUGCUCAUAACAGGCCUCCCUGCGCCUAUGUAGAUAUUCCAUUUUAAAAAAUCUGCCGUUUCCAGCUCCAAUAGUCAUAUACAAGCAUUAACUUCUUGACGCUACCAUCCCUGUCGCGCGAUCAUUUUCGUCAGCAACCGCUGAAUAGCAUAGCGCAACAGUCAAAUAAUAUUACUAAAAAAUAUUAAUAUUCAUGAAAUCACAAGUGUAAUAUUGCAAAACACAGUUUAGCCUUUUGUUAAUCCACCUGUCGUCUCAGAUUUUGAAAUUAUGCUUUACAGCGAAAGCAAUCCAAGCGUUUGUGUAAGUUUAUCGAUAGCCUAGCAUAGCAUUAUGUACACGUAGCAUCAGGAAGCUUGUUCACGAAAAUCAGAAAAGCAAUCAAAUGAACCGUUUACCUUUGAUGAUCUUCGGAUGUUUUCACUCACGAGACUCCCAGUUACACAACAAAUGUUCCUUUUGUUCCAUAAAGAUUAUUUUUAUACCCAAAAUACCUCCGUUUGUUUGUCGCGUUAUGUUCAGAAAUCCACAGGAAAGAGUGGUCAGGACAACGCAGACGUAUAUUCCAAAUAGUCUUCAUAAUGUUCACAGAAACAUGUCAAACGUUUUUUAUAAUCAUUCCUCAGGUAGUUUUUAAAAUAUAUAUUUGAUAAUAUAUCAAUCGAGUGUGUAGGUUUUUCAAUAACAGCGGGAGGUACAAUGGCCGCUUUACUCUGUAGCGCAAAAUCUCACUCAGAGCCCCCACCUAUCCACUUACGCAAUGUGAUCUUUCAUGCUCAUUUUUCAAAAUAAAAGCCUGAAACUAUGUCUAAAGACUGUUGACACCUUAGGGAAGCCAUAGAAAAAGGAAUUUGGUUGAUAUCCCUUUAAAUGGAGGAUAGGCAUGCAUAGGAACAGAGAGGUUUCAAAAUAAGAGGCACUUCCUGAUUGGAUUUUCCUCAGGGUUUCGCCUACAAUAUCAGUUCUGUUAUACUCACAGACAAUAUUUUGACAGUUUUGGAAACUUUAGAGUGUUUUCUAUCCUAAUCUGUCAAUUAUAUGCAUAUUCUAGUUUCUGGUCCUGAGAAAUAGGCCGUUUACUUUGGGAAUGUUAUUUUUCCAAACAUAAAAUACUGCCCCCUAGCUUCAAGAGGUUUAACAAUGUCGACACUGUAUUUCUGAUCAAUUUGAUAUAAUUUUAAUGGACAAAAAUUGUGCUUUUCUUUCAAAAACAGGACAUUUUUAAGUGACCCCAAACUUUUGAAAGAUAGUGUAUGUAUUUGAAAAGUUUGUCAAUAUUUGAUUGAGGAAAGGAAAUAUGAAGCAUCUUGGAAUCAUAUGCAGAGUUAAGUGAAAUUUGUUGUUAUGAACAGUAAUUUGAAUGUUGGACAUUGCUGGCCGAUGGUGGAUUACAUAUUUGUAUUGACUAGUUCUUACAUUUAGUUUUUAUAUCUACAGUACCAGUCAAAAGUUCAGCCACCUACUCAUUCCAGGGUUUAUCUUUAUUUGGACUGUUUUCUACAUUGAAGAAUAAUAGUGAAGACAUCAAAACUAUGACAUGACACAUAGGGAAUCAUGUAGUAACCAACAUUGUUCAAAAUAUAUUUGAGAUUCUUCAAAGUAGCCCCCCUUUUCCUUGAUAACAGCUUUGCACGCUCUUGGCAUUCUCUCAACCAGCUUCAUGAGGAAUGCUUUUCCAACAGUCUUGAAGGAGUUCCCACAUACGCUGAGCACUUGUUUGUUGUUUGUCCUUCACUCUGUAGCCCAACUCAUCCCAAACCAUCUCAAUUGGGUUGAGGUCGGGUGAUUGUGGAGGCCAGGUCAUCUGAUGUAGCACUCCAUCACUCUCCUUGGUCAAAUAUCCCUUACACAGCCUAGAGGUGUGUUUUGGUUCAUUGUCCUAUUGAAAACCAAUGAUAUUCCCACUAAGCGCCAAACCAGAUGGGAUGGCGAAUCGCUACAGAAUGCUGUCGUAGCCAUUCUGGGUGUGCCUUGAAUUCUAAAUAAAUCAGACAGUGUCCCCAGCAAUGCACCCCACAACAUCACACCACCACCUCCAUGCUUCACGAUGAGAACCACACAUGCAGAGGUCAUCCGUUCACCUACUCUGUGUCUCACAAACACAGCAGUUAGAACCAAAAAUCUCAAAUUUGGACUCAUCAGAUCAAAGGACAGAUUUCCACCGAGUACAUUGCUCGUGUUUCUUGGCCCAAGCAAGUCUGUUCUUCUUAUUGGUGUCAUUUGGUAGUGGUUUCUUUUCAGCAAUUCCACCAUGAAGGUCUGAUUCACCCAGUCUCUGAACAGUUGAUGUGUCUAUUACUUGAACUCUGUUACAUUUAUUUGGGCUGCAAUCUGAGGUGCAGUUAACUCCAAUGAACUUAUCCUCUGCAGCAAAGGUAACUCUGGGUCUUCCUUUGCUGUGGCUGUCCUCAUCAGAGCCAGUUUCAUCAUAGCGCUUGAUGGUUUUUGCGACUGCACUUCAAGAAACUUCCAAAGUUAUUGAAAUAUUCUGCAUUGACUGACCUUCAUGUCUUAAAGUAAUGAUGGACUGUCUUUUCUCUUUGCUUAUUUGAGCUAUUAUUGCCAUAAUAUGGACUUUGUCUUUUACCAAAGAGGGCUAUCUUCUGUAUACCACCCAUAUCUUGUCACAACACAACUGAUUGGCUCAAAUGCAUUAAGAAGGAAAGAAAUUCAACAAAUUAACUUUAACAAGCCACACCUGUUAACUGAAAUGCAUUCCAGGUGACUGCCUCAUAAAGCUGGUUGAGAGAAUGCCAAGAAGUGUGCAAUGCUGUCAAGGCAAAGCGUGGCUACUUUGAAUAAUGUAGAAUAAAACACAUUUUGAUUUACCACUUUUUUUGGUUACUACAUGAUUCCAUAUGUUUCAUAGUUUUGUCUUCACUACAAUGUAGAAAAUAGUAAAAAUAAAGAAAAACCCUGGAAUGAGUAGAUGUAUCAACUUUUGACUGGUACUGUAUGUAUAUUGUUUUAGCAGUUUUUUUUUAUUACAUAAACGAUAAUGGGAUGAAUCUAUUGUAUGCUAACCCUUGAUCACUCUAAAUCCUGCAUGUAUUGAAUGUUUUUAUAUUGUACAUAUGAUAAUGAAUGUAUGAAAAAAGGCUUGUGAAUAGGACUACAUUAAUAAAAUAAUUAAAACCUUAA